CUUUUUUUUUUUUCUUUUUUUUUUUUUUUUCAUUCUGAAUCAUUAACUCUCCCUCUCUCUCUCUUUCUCGCUUCCUUCAAGUUCACAUUUCUAUUUUGGCGUGCGAAGAUGGCUUCGCCUCGCAUCCGACUGGCAAUGCUGCCUGUGGCCGCGUUGUUGGUCGUGUGUCUGCUGCUGCUGGUCACGCCGUCGCAUGCGGCGUACCCGGCCUGGAUGCCCGAGUUUGUUUCUCCCGCACUCAUUGAAAAGGCUACCUACAAGUCGAAUCCGACCAACUGGACAAUGGCUCACAAUUUCGAAACAGUCCGUCUGGCUGGCGGGCUGUACGAGCAAGACCGUGCGGUCAUUGACGAUUUACUGGUCGAGCAUCCUGCUUCCUCCGAGCAAGCAGUCCAGUGCGUCGCCUCCGUCCUCACCUUCGAGCAAGUGGCCGAAACUAUGACAUCCAUCUACGCGGACUGGAUUGCUGCAGUGUCGAGUGCCGUGUCUGCACACGCUGACAACCCGGUCGCUGCUAAAGCUGCCGUUGCUGCGCUCUUGCCUCUUCGCGCCGACAUUUGCUUGGAUGUCAACACGUUUACAGGCUUGGUGCUCGACGCCCCUGUCGCGCUGCCCAACGACUUGACGCUCGCGCUGCUGUAUCAGCUCCCGUCCGAAAUUCGCGUCAUCAACCUGCGCGCCGAGGCGCUGCCAGUCAAUUUCGGUCGGAUCGCUGGCAAUUCCCACGGCAUUCUGAUUCAGCCAACCUUCCAGGGACUGCCAAACUCCCACGCUGGUGACGUGCUCCAGGCUGUGCCGGCUGUUGGCGGUUUUCCCGACGGCGCCGGCAGCGCUACUGCUGCCGCGCGCAUUGUGUUUUCCCACCUCGCCUUCACGGAUUGCCCCAGCGUGUGCAUUUUGGCCAAUAACAACACGGUGACGGACGCGGUCUUGUCCGAAUCCGUGCUGUCGUUCAACUCGGCUCUGGCCGAUGCAGCCUUGAGCAUUGAGGUCCCCAACACCGCGGGCGAUGUUGUUACUGUGGUGCUGCCCACAACGGCUCCUGGCUCGAGCCGCACGUUGCCACCGGCCCUGGAAGUCUUCAUCCGUGGCUGCGAGUUUGGUCUGGACGGCGGAUCUGGUGUCCACGCGUCUGACGUGUGGCGCGGUGUCCUUGUCGAAGACUCGUUCUUCUCGCUCUUGGGAGCUGGCGUUCCGCGUGUGUUGACCACGGCGACUUUUGCUCUCACCUUUGGCAAGUGGCCUGUAGCCACGCUCGAGCGCUCUGCCCACUGGGCUGAUCAGGCCCCCCUGCAUGUGGUUGUUCGCAACUCUGAGUUUUUCGGGGUUGCGGGUCUGGUUGCGAACGCCCCUGUUCACACACUUGUGCGGGACUCGACCUUUGCGGCGUCUGGUGUCUUCCAGUCGGGCAUUUCGUUGACCGUGGCCAACUGCGCUUUCUCGGACACGAAGACACUGCCCACUCUGCCAUCGAAUGGCAUUGAAGCUUGGGGCUACUCGCACGUGUUCAUCCUGAAUUCGACCUUCACCGACCUCGUGGUCCGCAAUGCGCAUCUCGCCCUCCCGCCAGACUCGUUCGAGAGAGUCUAUCGCUCGCCUGUUUCCAUCAAGACGCAAGAUCACAUGCUGACUAUUAUCGAUGAGUGCGUGUUUACUCGCUGCACCGCUUGGGAGGACCUGAGCUAUGGUGGCGGUGUUUCGCUCAGUCCUCGCGGUGAUGCCAUCUCUGGCAUUUUCAACACAAGGUUUGAAUCCACAUCCGCACAACACGGCGGCGCCAUCCGCUUGGGUGAGCCGCACCGUAGAAGCUUUUACACCAAGGAUUUCAUCUUGCCGCUCGUGACCGUGAGCAACUGCGUUUUCGAAUCCGUCCGCGGAUAUUCCGCGAUUUUCUCCACAGACAGGUUCGAGUUGCGCACCAUCAACUGCCAGUUCUUGAACACCCUUAUGCGUGGCUCGGCCGAGUUUGAGCUGCGUGCGAUUGUCCACAUCCAGUUCCAGGGUGUCUUCUUCCGGCCUCUCACAUAUGUCUCGUACGACGAUGUUAUUUCAGGAACGACCUAUGCGCCACCUGCUGGGCAGAUUGCCGUCGCCGGGGAUGUCGGCUUCCGCAACGUUCUGGUUCAAUGGGGGAUGCCUAACAGAUAUACCAGCGUCGGCGUCACAGGCGCCAAAGACUUUGCGCCUUCUGUGGUCAUCAAAAUCCCCGAGUUCUGGCCGUUCGCCCCUAAAAUCGCCUCCAACGACCAAGGAUUCCCUCCCGCUGUGCUCGCCAAGAAUUCCGCCUCUGUCCAAACUCGCGAUGAGUUUUGUCAACGCUGUUUAACCUUCUUCCAAUGCGACACCGCUGGCUGCGGCGACCCGGCAAUUGAGCGAAUUGUUGCCUCUGCAGCAUCUGCGUCCGCGGCGGCCGCGUCGGCCAGUGCGGCACGCACACGCCCCCAUUCCUACCCUCCUGUCAAGCCUGCCUCCCUUGUUGUGCCGGUGCCGCUGCCUUCUGGCGCUGUGUUUGUGUUUAACACGCCUGCUGACAGCGCAUCUGCCAACCAAGCACUUUCGCGGGCAUCGCCAACGUUUGCUCCCGUCAUCACGCGUCGCAUCCCCAGGAAUCGCACCAUUGUUCUUCCUGAAGAACAAGCUGCGCAGCAGCAGCAGCAGCUCAAUGUGCAGCUCAAUGCGCAAACCAGUUCCCAGACGAACGCUGCUGCCGCCGAGCUACUACACUCCAACACUGCUCAAUACACUUUGGUGAUCGGAAUUGCCUGCGCCGCUGUUGUGGUCACUACCACGGGCUUCCUCCUGAAGCGUCGCUUUGCCAAAUCGUCGAGUCGGCCUGGCCCUGCGGGCAAGCGUAUCUUGCCAAAGCCGCCCAAAGCCGCAACCGCUCCGACGGCCGAAGGAGGCAAUCCUCUUGUCGCAACAGCUUUCACCUCCCUCUCGGUUGCCUCCAGUUCGGCUGCAGCGCAUGAGCCCGCCAUCAUGGACCCGCCAGUUCAGCCAGCCAAGCCUGAGCUUUCCGUGAAUGGGUCGACCUCCUCGCUCGCCAUGCCCCUGCCACCAGUGUCGAAGCGUGAUGUCUUCAUUUCGAUUGGCGCGGACAAGUACCAGCAUUUGCCUUGCCUCGCACUGGCGAAAGCCGACGCUGACUCUAUGGCUCGUCAAUUUGAGGACUUUAACGAGUAUACUGUCGUGAAGAUUGCCGACCCCACCAAAGAUGUCAUGGAGCAGGUGCUCAGUCGAAAUUGGUCAAUGCCCAAACGGCCUGACACGAUCGUCGUCUUUUUUGCCGGCCAUGGCGUCAUUCGCGAUGGUGUGACCUACCUUGUUCCCUGCGAUGCCAAAUUGACGCCAGACAACAUCCCCGAGACUUGUAUCAGCACGCAGCAAGUACUUGAGCUGCUUGGUAGCUCCAAACCCAGAAAUAUCGUGCUGCUGCUUGAUGCUUGCCGCGAACAGCCGGAGGGCUCGGGCGCGGCACCGCUUGCCCUGCAAGAAUCGUUGAAAAAGUCGUCGUACGGCACGCUCAUCAGCUUUGCGACUAUCCCAGGUGAAUUUGCCUUUGAAGGCCACCGCACCAACAGCCACUACACUUCAGCAUUGCUCGCUCAACUUCGAAGCGAUCCCCCAAAGACCAUCAGCGACGUGCUCCAGAAUGUUCGCUCGCGCGUUCUGAACCUGUCAUCUGGCAAGCAGAGCCCUUAUUACAUUUCCACCCUGACUGAAGAAGCGCCCAUCUACUUUCACAACCCGCAGCAUCGCUCUCAGUCGUCGCAAACGGCUGCUGCGGCUGUUGCAGCGCGCUACCCGUCUGCAGGCGCUUCUGUCGCCGCCCAUCCCUCGGCAGCAGCAGCAGGGCAGCCAGUGCUGGUUCCAGUUUAUUCGUCGCACAUGUCUGUCAACUCGGCUCACGCUGCGUAUCGCGGGCAGCAGUAUGUUUCCGCCUCGUCGUGGAACUAUGAUCCGUUUGCGCAGCAGCUGAAUCCGCAGUCGUUUGCCUAUGCCUUCGGGCCGUUCGGCCCGCCACCGCAGCCUCCGGUUCCUCCCACCGCGCCACACCACCAGCGACAUCCCGCCUUCCUGGCCAGAGACACCAUCUGCUCGAGCAGGGGGAGUCCAAGUCUACCUAGUCCAAGUCUACCUUCUCCAGUACCAUGGAUGAUGAUGAUUAUCAUGACGAUGAUGAGGAUGAUGAUGAUGAUGAUGAUGAUGAUGAUGAAUCCGAUCACUCUGGUGAUCUCGCACUGGUGCAACCCAGGGCGAAUCGAUUUCGCGCUUUUGCCGCUUGAACGAAUGGAACCUGA
Capsaspora owczarzaki ATCC 30864 is the source of this 4301-nucleotide messenger RNA. Lineage: Eukaryota; Filasterea; Ministeriida; Capsasporidae. The record is from the annotation of a RefSeq genome assembly.